Messenger RNA from Rubroshorea leprosula, 1146 nucleotides. The record is from the annotation of a GenBank genome assembly. NCBI's taxonomy places the organism in Eukaryota, Viridiplantae, Streptophyta, Magnoliopsida, Malvales, Dipterocarpaceae.
AUGCUGUCCAAUUCAAAGCUUUCCUUUUUUAAAAGGCUGGAAUCAAACAGAGAAGCUACAAGAAGAAGCUGUAAGCUUUGGUAGUAUAUCUCUGCCCAAUUAACGUAUUGGGUGGUUAGAUCUGUUGCUUUCCUUUUUCUUCUCCACGGGACAGAACUGAAGCAAUGAUGGAAAGGUUGGGACGCUUCUGUUUCCUUGCAGUUAUCUUCCUCUUCAUGGGUCUCUCUGUUUCUUCUUCUUCCUCUUCUGCCUCAUCAAUUUCAGGGGCGGGCCCUUCUUUCGGGCCCGGAAGGUUUUUUCUUUUUUUGCUACCUCUUUCCUCUUUUACUAAUUCCCUUUCUUGGGUGUGGGGUAAAUUUUGUAUGGAAUUUAAUUUUACGAAGCAAUUGCCUUUGAUUAUUUUAAUUAAGUAAGAUUGAUGAUGAUGAUAUAUAUGGUUACAGUCUGAGGUUGUUGUAGUUCUGUUUGUUGUAGGGUAGGAGAAUAGCUGUUCUACUUGUGCUAAUCAUAAAUAAUUAAUUAAGGGGGAUUUUUAUUUGUCUGACUGUAGGUCAGAAAAUUAAUAAAUAAAAAGACCAUCCUAAGGCAGAUUGAAUUGAAUCUAAUCCAAUCCUUAGGACAUGGGAUUGAGGAAUUCAUAUGAUAUGAUUAUGAAUAAGAGAAUAGCUCUCUCUUUCCUGCAGGAUCCUUCAAAUUGUGAGUUAAUAGUCUAUGGCUUGAAUUCGAUUUGAUAUUCAAUUCAUGUGUUUCCUUCCUUUUAAGUUGAUUUUGCAAUUUCCAUUGUAAGCAAUAAUAUAUUAACAUUCAUUAAUUCCUCAGCCCCUGGUUUUGUACUAAUUAAAAGUUAUAUGUUUGAUCCACUUAAUUACAAGUUGGGAUUGGUUGAUAACUUUAGACGCUAAUUAAUACAUAUAUGGUAAUGAGAUUCAUGUUUUACUGUCCCGGAUUGUUAAUGAAAUUAUUUCUUAUAUUAUUUUAUUAUAAGUGUUUUAGUAGAUUAAUAGGGCAAACUACACUUUUAAAGUAUGGUUUAUCCUAUAAAACAUUUUUUUGUCUGAUAAUUAUAGUCUAGUUUUGUUUAAUAUAUAUAUGGUAAUGGGAUUCAUGUUUUACUGUCCGGAUUGUUAAUGAAAUUAUUUUUUAUGU